GUCUCCGAGCAGCAGCAUGCUGGGAAGUGUAGUUCUCAUCUUUGUAUUGCGUUCCCACCGUCUCCGACGUGAAAGAUGCCGGCCGUACACCACAAAUUAUUACUCGAGGAGGCCUUGCAAGACAGUCCGCAGACGCGGUCCUUGCUCAGUGUGUUUGAAGAGGAUGCAGGCACGCUCACUAACUACACAAACCAGCUGCUCCAGUCUAUGCAAAGAGUGUUUGGAGCACAGAAUGAAAUGGCUCUGGCAACAGAACAGCUUUCCAAGCAGCUCUUGGAGUAUGAGAAACAGAAUUUUGCUCUGGCGAAAGGCGAUGAAGAGGUGAUCAACACUUUGCAGCAGUUCGCCAAGAGCGUGGAAGAGCUGAACUCUUUGCAUUCUGAACUGGCCACUCAGAUUGCAGACAAGAUGGUGUUUCCCAUGGUGCAAUUCAGAGAGAAGGACCUUACAGAGAUCAGCACACUGAAGGAGAUAUUUGGCAUCGCCAGUGAUGAGCAUGAAGCUGCCAUGGUCAAAUAUAGUCGUUUGCCUAAAAAGAGAGAAAAUGAAAAGAUCAAAGCAGAGGUGGUGAGAGAGGUGGCGUAUUGCCGCAGGAAGCAGCAUCAGGCCGCUAUGCAGUAUUAUUGCGCUCUGAACGCGCUGCAGUACAGGAAGAGAGUGGCCAUGUUGGAGCCCAUGCUGGGAUACACACACGCUCAGAUAAAUUUCUUUAAGAAGGGAAUGGAGCUGGUGUCAAAGAAGAUGGACAGUUUUCUAAGCUCAGUUUCUAGCAUGAAUCAGAGUAUUGAGUCUCAGUUAGAGGUAGAAGCAGAGGUCAUGCGUUCCUCUCAGAGAGAGCUCCUGUCUGUGGAUGACACCGUCUACAUGCCGGAUCACGAUCAGGUCCCCGUGAAUCGCGCCCUCAUCCAGAAAGCCGGUUACCUCAACAUCAGGAAUAAGACGGGUCUGGUGACAACAGCGUGGGACCGCUUGUUCUUCUUCACGCAGGGUGGUAAUCUGAUGUGUCAGCCGCGGGGUGCGGUGGCAGGCGGGAUGGUUCUGGAUCUGGACAACAGCUCCGUCAUGGCCGUCGAGUGUGAGGACCGCCGCUACUGCUUCCAGAUCACUUCACCCAACGGCAAAACGUGUCUGAUUCUUCAGGCUGAGAGUAAGAAGGAAUAUGAAGAGUGGAUUUGCACCCUCAACAACAUUUCCAGACAAAUUUAUCUAACUGACAAUCCUGAGGCUGUGGCGAUCCGGUUGCAUCAGACGGCACUCCAGGCUGUGACGCCCAUCACCAGCUUUGAGAAGCGAGCAGAGGGUUCUCCUAACCCCGACCGAGCAAAACCAGGUGCUGUGACCUCUAGAGAGCCUCAGAAACCCCCUACAACCCUUGAGCCUGAAGAUCUGAUCGUCCCAGGAACACCAAUCCAGUUUGACAUUGUGCUGCCCGUGUCUGAGUUUCUGGACCAGAACCGAGCCGGGGCCAGACGCACAAACCCCUUUGGCGAGACGGAGGAUGAUGACGGCACUUCAGACACGCACGAUUCGCUCCUGCAGCAGGUGUUUGCGGUGCGGUUCUUGGGUUCGAUGGCCGUACGAGCUGGUCACACACAGGAAGUGAUCUAUGAAGCCAUGAGGCAGGUGCUCGCAGCUCGUGCAAUUCACAACAUCUUCAAAACCACCGAAUCCCACCUGAUGGUCACCAGUAGCUGCAUCAGAUUGAUUGACCCACAGACACAAGUCACCAAAAUCAGUUUCCAGCUGAAGGACGUGACUCAGUUUGCCGCUCAUCAGGAGAACAGCAGGCUGAUGGGGUUUGUUCUGCAGGGGAGCGAUUGGAGUGACGGAGGCGAGGAUCAGCCCUCCUUCAGCGUAUUUGUGUUUGAGAGCAACACUGAAGGAGAGAAGAUUUGUUAUACGAUAAACCUGGGGAAGGAGAUCUCGGAAGCAAAGAAGGACCCUGAGGCUCUGGCGCAGUUGAUAAAGUCGAUGCCCCUAACGAAUGAUGGCAAGUUUUUGCUCCUAGAGAAUGAGAUGGGAGACGCAGCGGAAGCGGUCGGAGCAGACGAGCAGGAAUCAGAGGCCUGAUCUGAACACAACACACACAUAACACACUCCCAUUUCCUGCUGCUGUUCUCCUGUCCUCCUCUCACAACUCCAGACAGACUAAUGAAGGAAACACAACAGGUGAUUCGUUUAGCACUUACCUGUUUUUAGAUGUUCAAGGUUUCAGUAGAAGUACAUCAGACAUGAGUUUACAAGCUAAAGGAAUAAUUCACCCAAAAAUGAAAAUUUUCAUUUGACUGUAGUGCAUGAGUACUAUAAACCAGUUUUAUUAUACACUAAUGGUACGUUUUGGAGUUCAACAGUGUAAAACUAUUUCAGUUUCUUUGUGUGAAAAAUAGCCAUUCAGAGUUUUCAUUUUUGGGUGUACUGUCACUUUAAGAAAAUAAUCUUAUGGAUUCUAUUUGCAUCUUGAUUGUCAUGUUACCAUUAGAAUUGUCAGAUUUUUAAAAAAAAUAAUAGUUCAUUCUGUUGCUCAUAUUACAGCAAAGUUUGAGAUUUCUCACACUACAUAAGCAAACGCAACCAUUAAACCUGAACCUUUAUAUGCACUUUCUUUCUUCCUGUUGCAUCUGACACAUUCUGAUUUUCAUAAUCAUUUACAUUCCAUUACAUUUUAAUUGUGAUGCUGUUUUUAAUUAAGUUUGCAAAACGUGUGAAUCCCAAUUUGCAUAUAGCAACUAUUUAGUAUUCAAGAUUAGCAGCGAUUUAAAAUAUGAAUUCAUGCAUGCUAAUACUGCUUUGAAAGAGAUGUUUGUGUUGUUCUUGGUAAAAUUUUGAAACGCAUAAACAAAUGUUAACAAGUAGUUCAAAAAAAAAAAUAAUAAUGAAAAAUUGCUAAAAAUGUACUCACCCUCAGACUAUCCAAGACGUAGAGUUUGUUUCUUCAGAAUUAAAGAAAUAUCACUCGCUCACAAGUGGAUCCACUGUGGUGAAUGGGCACCAUUAGAAUAAGAGUCUAAACAGCUAAUUUAAAAAAAAGGCUGGAAGUGUCACACGCCCUGAGAAGUGGAUUCACUGUGGUGAAUGGGUGCCAUCAGAAUGAAAGUCCAAACAGCUGAUAAAAAUGCAGCUGGAAGUGUUGUACUCGCUCACCAGCAGAUCCACUGUAGUGAAUGGGUGCCGUCAGAACGGGAGUCCAAACAGCUGAUAAAAACAGUCAUAGUCGCGCAUAGUAGCGUCAUAGUCGCUCAUCAGUGGAUCCACUGUGGUGAAUGGGCACCAUCAGAAGGAGAGUCCAAACAGCUGAUAAAAACAUUGCUGGAAAGUCACACUCACCCGUGGAUCCACUGUAGUGAAUGGGUGCCGUCAGAAUGAGAGUCCAAACAGCUGAUAAAAACGUCGCUGGAAGUGUUAUUAUAAGCUCAUUUUUUGAUUAAAGGAGGUUUAAAGCCAAAACAUCUUAAUGAUGAAUUUGUUUCUUAUCAACAUGAAAGUUUUUGCUUCACGAGAUGCUACUUGAUGGACUGGAUUUCUUGUGGAUUACGGUGAUGUUUUUAUCAGCUGUUUGGACUCUCAUUCUGACGGCACCCAUUCACUGCAGAGGAUCCACUGGUGAGCAAAGCUGUUCUGAUGAAGAAACAAACACAUCUACAUCUUGGAUGGCCUGAGGGUGAAUACAUUUUCAACAAAUGUUCAUUUUUGUGUGAACUGUUCCUUUAAUGAACUUCAGUUAAAUGCAAAUGCUUGCAAGCAAAUAUUAUGAUUAAAAAGGUGCAAUUUUUCGACUUGUUCCUUAAGUGUGCAAAUUGGGAUUCAGCAGAAGGCAAAUAUUUUCUCUAUUUUUGGUUUAAAUUUUUUUUUAAACAUGCAGUUUACACUUUUAAAACACUAAUUUAAAACCAGUAGUAUGAGUUUACUUUCUGUUGUCUGUUUACAUUUGAUAACCCUAAUAAAUACAGUGAACAGAUGAACUGAAAAAGGAAAUCGGACACAUCCUGUAUAUUUUAACUCAUUCUGUGGAAAAAUUAAUACUCUCAGGGUGAGUCUGGUAACAAAAUUAAAUCUUUUUUUGUGUGCUGAAGGGCUUUUUUUUUCUCAGUAUUUCCUGUCCGAUCAGUGUCGUUCAGUCUGAGCAGAUGGAUCGGCACAUCCGCAGCGCUUUAUUACGCACUCAUUUAUCUGUAUCAUUUAUGAAUUGUACGUGUUGAAAUCAAGCACCUGAAAGCGGUUUGCUAGUGAACGAUGUUGAACUGUUUACAUUUAUUGUGCUGGAGCGACUCAAGCUGAUCCUGAAGUGUUUCUCAAACUCUAAUACGCCUCAGUAACCAUCUGAAGUUUAACCUGCGAUGAGCUUUAGCAUGACGACAAAUAAAAACAUUCAUGAACUUGAAUGGAUGCGCAGCAGUUAUUGGUCUUAUGGGUUCUGCUCAUGUAACAUCUGUUCAGAAUGUAAAACUUUAAUAAAGCUUUGUGACCAUUUC
Labeo rohita (rohu) is the source of this 4469-nucleotide messenger RNA. It is a transcript of the gene appl2, whose product is annotated as adaptor protein, phosphotyrosine interaction, PH domain and leucine zipper containing 2. The transcript has 21 exons. Gene Ontology annotation, cellular component: cytoplasm; endosome membrane. Lineage: Eukaryota; Metazoa; Chordata; Actinopteri; Cypriniformes; Cyprinidae. Bases 76 to 2070 code for a protein of 664 amino acids. Gene Ontology annotation, biological process: signaling. Gene Ontology annotation, molecular function: protein binding. The record is from RefSeq and is a predicted model, not a curated record.